Molecule: messenger RNA, 850 nt
Organism: Drosophila nasuta
Lineage: Eukaryota; Metazoa; Arthropoda; Insecta; Diptera; Drosophilidae
Gene: or
Product: AP-3 complex subunit sigma-2 or
Exons: 3
Coding region: 70-645 (191 amino acids)
Biological process (GO): intracellular protein transport; Golgi to vacuole transport
Cellular component (GO): AP-3 adaptor complex; membrane coat
Source: RefSeq, a predicted model, not a curated record
UGCAUCUCUAGUGCUCAAUAUUUAUAAAAAAAAUUUAAUUUGUUUAUACAUGUAAAUUGAAUCUCUACUAUGAUUAAAGCUAUACUUGUGUUUAAUAAUCAUGGAAAGCCUCGAUUAUCGAAAUUCUAUCAAUAUUUUGAUGAAAGCCUUCAACAACAAAUCAUCAAAGAGACGUUUCAACUGGUUUCGAAGCGCGAUGAUAACGUCUGCAAUUUUCUGGAAGGCGGCAGCUUGAUUGGUGGAUCGGAUUACAAGUUAAUAUAUCGUCAUUAUGCCACAUUGUACUUUGUGUUCUGUGUUGACUCGUCAGAAAGUGAGUUAGGCAUUCUGGACUUGAUUCAAGUGUUCGUCGAAACAUUGGACAAGUGUUUUGAGAAUGUUUGCGAGUUGGAUCUAAUUUUUCAUGCCGAUGCCGUUCAUCACAUCCUCUCCGAACUGGUAAUGGGUGGCAUGGUGCUGCAGACCAACAUGAAUGAUAUCAUGGCCCGCAUUGAGGAACAGAAUAAGUUAGUUAAGCAAGAGGCUGGAAUCUCGGCGGCACCAGCGCGAGCUGUGAGCGCAGUGAAAAGUAUGAACAUUCCACAACAAAUCAAAGAUAUAAAACUGCCAGAUUUACCACAGGCUAUUAAGGACUUAAAGUUUUGACAAGUGUAUGUUAAAAUCACAACAAAAGCAUUCCAUAUUAUAGAGAUUAAUUCAAAUAUGUCAUUUAGCAGGAACACGCAUAAAAGUCUGGGGCCGCAGCAAAAGUAAUGAUGAAAUCGUUAAAGUUUAAGUACUAAUUUUAAAGAAUAUCUAAAAUACGAGCAAAAAUAAAGCCGCUUUCAAAUCAAAAAUUUGAAAAUCAAUA